AUGUCAGCCCUGGUCUUCUGCUUUUCUUUCUUUCUUCUACCGCUGCACUCCGCCUAUGGAGACGUGAGCUAUUCUUUUCCGGAGGAGAUGAAACGAGGAUCUGUUAUUGGAAAUAUAGCCAAUGAUCUCGGGCUGGAGGCGAGCAGGCUGUCCGCUCGUAGGGCCCGUGUUGAUACUGAAGGAAACCGAAAACGUUAUUGUGACAUUAAUCUGAGUACCGGGGAGUUGAUUGUUGCGGAGAGGGUUGACAGAGAGGGGCUUUGUGGAGAAAAGGUUUUAUGCAUACUAACAUUCGAGUUGGUCCUAGAGAGUCCACUUGAGUUGCAUCAUAUAUCACUUCAAAUCCAAGAUAUCAACGAUAAUUCACCCAUAUUUCCCAAGGAUUUAAUUAAGGUAGAAAUCAGAGAAUCCGCUGUGAAAGGAGCUCGCUAUCGUGUAAACGCAGCUCACGACGCAGAUACUAGACAAAACGCAGUGCAAAUCUACGUACUACAAAGGAAUAAUCAUUUUGUUUUGGGUUUGCAAACGAAUAAUGCUGGUAUUAAAUACGGUGAGUUAGUUCUGGACAAAGUAUUAGACCGCGAGGAGCAGCAGGAGUUGAAGCUGUUGAUGACAGCUGUAGAUGGGGGCUCUCCGCAGAGAUCAGGUACUGUAGUCAUACACGUCACUGUACUGGAUGCUAACGAUAACGCCCCAGUGUUUAGACAGGCCGUCUAUAAAGCCAGUCUGCCUGAAAACUCUCCUUUAGAUACUGUAGUGGUUACAGUGAGUGCUACGGAUGCAGAUGAGGGAUUGAAUGGAGAAGUGACGUAUGAAUUUAGUCGAAACGUGUCACCUGGUACAGAGGUGGGCAUCAUUAACGUGCAGGAUAGAGACUCUGAGAAUAACCGACAGGUCCGCUGCUCCAUUCAGCAAAACGUUCCCUUUAAGCUGGUGCCAUCCAUCAAAAACUACUAUUCUCUGGUGACUACGGGCGAACUGGACCGUGAACUAGUGUCUGAUUACAACAUUACAAUCACUGCCACCGACGAGGGCUCUCCACCUCUAUCCUCCUCUAAAAGUGUUCAGUUAUCUGUAGCUGACGUCAACGACAACCCACCUGUGUUUGAGGAACAGUCCUAUAAAGCCCACGUGACUGAAAAUAACAAACCCGUCUAA
This is a messenger RNA of Oncorhynchus mykiss (rainbow trout), 1158 nucleotides long. NCBI's taxonomy places the organism in Eukaryota, Metazoa, Chordata, Actinopteri, Salmoniformes, Salmonidae. The record is from RefSeq and is a predicted model, not a curated record.